GCCUCAUUUCAUUGUGCAAGAAAGGCAAAGAGCUAUCAGAAACCCAGAGAGAGAGAGAGAGAGAGGGUAUUCUUGAUCAAAACCUCUGAUCUAUUCUAUUCAUUAUCAUCAUUUGUUUGUUCGUUAGUUAAUUUUCCGGCGUACAGAGAUACUGUGAGAUUCUUAGCGACCGAUUCAGAAUUUGUGAAGAUCGAGGCUUAAAGUUCUUAGCAGGAGAAUUUGCGGCCACCCAAAUGCAGAAAGUUGGAGUAGAGCGCCACCAGCAUCGCCAUUCCGACACCGAGAUUGUCGGCUCAGACAGGGUUGCCUACAGCGGCCCGUUAAGCGGCCCUCUGAACAAGAAAGGAGGAGGAGGAGGAGGCGGCGGCCGGAAGAGUGCGGGGUUCGACCUUCCGGACGCGGCCACUUCCGGCGGGGACGAUGACCAGAAUUACGUGGAGAUCACGCUAGACGUACGGGACGACUCCGUCGCCGUGCACAGCGUGAAGGCGGCCGAUGGCGGGGAGAUGGAGGACCCGGAGCUGAGUUUGCUGGCCAAAGGGUUGGAGAAGAGGUCGUUGUCGGUGGUGAGGAAUGCUUCUUCUCGGAUCAAGCAGGUUUCGCAGGAGCUCAGGCGCUUGGCGUCAUUCUCGAGGCGACCGCAUCUCGGCCGGUUCGAUCGGACCAAGUCCGCCGCCGCUCAAGCUCUCAGGGGGCUGAAGUUCAUCGCCAAGACCGAUGGUGGCGGCGGCUGGGCAGCGGUGGAGAAGCAGUUCGACCGCCUCACCGCCUCCUCCGACGGCCUCCUCCACCGCUCCCUGUUCGGCGAAUGCAUAGGGAUGAACAAGGAGUCGAAAGAGUUCGCCGGAGAACUCUUCGAUGCGCUCGCCCGGAGAAGGAGCAUUACCGGCGAUUCAAUCAACAAAACGCAGCUGAGAGAGUUCUGGGACCAAAUCGCCGACCAGAGCUUCGACUCUCGGCUUCAAACUUUCUUUGACAUGGUUGACAAAGACGCCGAUGGCCGAAUAGCUGAAGAAGAAGUCAGAGAGAUUAUAAGCCUCAGUGCUUCUGCAAACAGGCUGUCAAAUAUCCAAAAACAGGCUGAUGAGUAUGCAGCAUUGAUCAUGGAAGAGCUGGACCCGGAUAAUCUUGGCUACAUACAGAUGGUGAACUUGGAGAUGCUGCUGCUGCAAGCUCCAAUCCAGUCGACUAGAGGAGGGGAGAGCCGAAUGCUGAGCCAAAUGCUGAGCCAGAAGCUGAAGACAACUCACGAGCUGAACCCCAUAAGAAGAUGGUAUCGGCACGCCAAGUACUUCUUGCUGGACAACUGGCAGAGAGUGUGGGUGAUGGCGCUGUGGAUGGCGGUAAUGGCGGGGCUAUUCGCUUGGAAAUUCAUUCAAUAUCGCAACAGAGCGGCGUAUGAUGUGAUGGGGUCUUGUGUUUCCAUGGCCAAGGGUGCAGCCGAGACUCUGAAGUUGAACAUGGCCCUGAUUCUGCUUCCUGUUUGCCGGAACACCAUCACCUGGCUCAGGACCAAAACCAAGCUUGGAUCUGCUCUUCCGUUCGACGACAACCUCAAUUUCCACAAGGUCAUAGCCGUGGCAAUAGCGAUUGGAGUUGGGAUUCAUUCAAUCUCUCACUUAACCUGCGAUUUCCCGCGCCUUCUUCAUGCUACUUCUGAAGAGUACGAGCCAAUGGAGAAGUAUUUCGGGGAGCAGGCCACGAGCUACUGGCAUUUCGUGAAGAGUUUCGAAGGCAUAAGUGGGAUCAUCAUGGUGGUGCUCAUGGCAAUAGCCUUCACACUGGCAACUCCUUGGUUUAGGCGAGGCAGAGUCAACUUGCCCAGGCCCCUGAACAAGCUCACCGGAUUCAAUGCCUUCUGGUAUUCACACCACCUCUUCGUCAUCGUCUACGCGCUGCUCAUUGCUCAUGGCAUGAAGCUUUAUCUCACCCACAAAUGGUACAAGAAAACAACUUGGAUGUACGUGGCGGUUCCAAUCAUGCUGUAUGGGUGUGAAAGAUUGGUAAGGGCAUUCAGAUCCAGCAUCAAGCCUGUUAAGAUACUGAAGGUGGCUCUUUAUCCUGGCAAUGUGCUAGCACUUCACAUGUCCAGGCCUCAAGGCUUCAAAUACAAGAGUGGGCAAUACAUGUUUGUCAACUGUGCUGCUGUUUCCCCAUUUGAAUGGCACCCGUUCUCCAUUACUUCUGCUCCUGGUGACGACUACCUCAGUGUUCAUAUUCGGACUGUUGGUGAUUGGACACGACAACUCAAGACAGUGUUCUCACAGGUGUGUCAGCCACCGCCUACCGGGAAAAGUGGACUCCUCAGAGCUGAUCACAUGCAGGGAGACAAGGAACCCAAUUUCCCGAGGGUGUUGAUCGACGGUCCAUAUGGUGCACCAGCACAAGAUUACAAGAAAUAUGAAGUGGUCUUACUAGUAGGCCUAGGUAUUGGGGCAACACCAAUGAUCAGCAUUGUAAAAGAUAUUGUGAACAACAUGAAGGCCACGGAGGAAGAAGAGAAUGCCUUGGAAAAUGGACCUGGUGACAACUUAUCUGCCACUUCUCCUACUCCCACAACACUCAAGAGGAGGCCGGGAUCGGGCAGUGGCGGCAGCAGCAACAGCUUCAAGACCAGAAGAGCAUACUUCUAUUGGGUGACGAGGGAACAAGGCUCCUUUGACUGGUUUAAAGGGAUCAUGAAUGAAGUGGCCGAAAUGGAUAACAAGGGGGUCAUAGAGAUGCACAACUACUGCACCAGCGUGUAUGAAGAAGGCGAUGCUCGCUCUGCCCUCAUCACCAUGCUGCAGUCGAUCAACCACGCCAAGCAUGGCGUGGACGUGGUGUCUGGCACCCGGGUUAAGUCCCAUUUCGCCAAGCCCAAGUGGCGCGAUGUCUACAAACGCGUAGCUCUCAACCACACCAAUGACCGUGUUGGAGUCUUCUAUUGUGGGGCACCAGCACUAACAAAAGAGUUAAGACAUCUAGCCCUGGAUUUCUCCCACAAGACCUCUACCAAAUUUGAAUUCCACAAAGAGAACUUUUGAAACCUCCAUGGAUUAUUGGAUGACAACACGUGAAGCUCGUCAUCUACAUAUAUACUACUACAAUACUAAUCUUCUAAUGUACAUCCAUAAUCGCAUAUUAUUAUCUGUAAUAUUGUAUUAUUUAAUGACCAAGCUCACGAUUAUUGACAAGAGGGUAGCCACAGAUAUGGUGGCUGAUGAAUAUAGAAGAAAUGUAGAGGAAGAAGAAAGUGGAAUUGGUCCCUGUUUGGAUUGGGACCACCAGCCCACUUGGAUAUUGGUUGGAGUAGGUAAAGCUCUUGUUCAAGCCUGAGAAUUUUGAUUUUAGAAGGAAUACUAUAUACAGAGAUAAUGCGGAGACAAUGGUGCUGGACAUGCACAAUGCGACCCACCAAUUAUAGAUAUAUAUAUAUAUCUAUAUGAUGUAAUUUGACCUUGAAAUGUAUAUUUUUUUCAUACCCUUCUUCACAUAUACACAAUAUUAAUGAUAAUCAUCCUAACCAAUUAGUUCGAGUUGAUUAUGAUAA
This is a messenger RNA of Diospyros lotus (date-plum), 3532 nucleotides long. Its product is annotated as respiratory burst oxidase homolog protein C-like. The transcript is spliced from 12 exons. Gene Ontology annotation, cellular component: plasma membrane. The record is from RefSeq and is a predicted model, not a curated record. NCBI's taxonomy places the organism in Eukaryota, Viridiplantae, Streptophyta, Magnoliopsida, Ericales, Ebenaceae. Gene Ontology annotation, molecular function: NAD(P)H oxidase H2O2-forming activity; calcium ion binding; peroxidase activity. Bases 234 to 3026 code for a protein of 930 amino acids.